GACGCCUGCGCUUAGGCUGGAGCAGCCUCUGGCUACCAUGUUGUUAUUGUAACUGAUCCCCAUUGUAACCCUCAAAAAGCUGCAUUCAACACAUCUGAACAUUCGCCCUUAAUUACAGCUAAGAAUUCUGUUCAAAUCUCUAUAAUAUUACGCGUCACUGUGGCAUCUUUUUCGAAGCGAGACAGCUGCAAGUGUUAAGCUCUGUAAGAAAAAUGAGCCAAACGCCAGAGACUCCAGUUGAGGCUCCUGCUGCAGGGACAGAAGCACUUCCUGUUCAAACUGAAAGCAAGCAGCCAGCAGGGGGAAAGAAACAAAAUAAAAAGAAAGUGGAGGAGGUGGUAGAGGAAGAGGAAGAGGAGUAUGUUGUGGAGAAGGUCCUGGAUAGACGUAUUGUGAAGGGAAGAAUAGAGUAUCUCCUAAAGUGGAAAGGCUUUUCAGAUGAUGACAACACAUGGGAGCCUGAAGAAAAUUUAGACUGCCCGGAUCUCAUCGCAGAAUACCUGCAGUCCCAGAGAAGUGCUAAUGAAUUAGGUGGCAAGCGGCGUGCCGACACAGACGGUGAUGGAAAGGAGAGCCAGCCUAAAAAACGCAAGGAUGAGCCAGAGAAACUCAGAGGCUUUGCUCGUGGGUUGGAUCCCGAGAGGAUCAUUGGUGCUACAGAUUCAAGCGGAGAACUUAUGUUCCUCAUGAAAUGGAAGAACUCUGAUGAAGCAGACCUUGUUCCAGCCAAGGAGGCGAAUGUGAAGUGUCCACAAGUUGUCAUUUCUUUCUAUGAGGAGCGCCUUACCUGGCACUCUUACCCCACUGAUGAAGAGGAGAAGAAGGAUGAGAAAAACUAGGCAAACUAUUGGGCACUAUUGGGAAUAUUUACGGUUGUCAUCAUCUGAAGUAAACGGCAGCAAAAGGCUUAUGAUUUUAGUAAAACGCCACUGAAACUCACACGCACCUCAGGCAAUUAAACAGUACCCGUAAUUUGCAUAGUCUCUGGUGUAUUUCACUCAUAGCACUGCUACUGUAGCUAAAUGUACUCAGUAGACUACUACUUUUUGUCAUCUUUACUGACAUUGUGUUCCAGACCAGACCCUGUGUAGAUUACAAUGCUGGCCAUUUCUUACCAGUUCACAAAAAGCUUUCUUUAAUAUAUUCCUUUACUUCCUUUACAUUGGACUGAUAAAAAUAUUGCUGCCUUAACUAGGAUUAUAUGGAAAAAAGAGCAUAACAUUUUAUACAUUUUUCAAAAAGCAAGCCAAGUAAAUGAAUCUUGAAAUGCCCUUGGAGAAGUACAUGUACAGUGGUGUGAGAAUUGACCAAGAUUCCCAUCUAAUGGUACUGAAAGUUCUUUAUUGAAAUUCACUCUAACCAGCAAACACAAAUCACUGUUCCGGUUAUUACUGUAGGUGCUACCACUGAAUAAGUCUCAAUCGUUUUGUCAACACUACACAAAUACACUCCUUAUUAAAUGUUUGGGGACAUCUUGGCUUUCAUUUUAACAGCCCUAAACACACCACAAAGCUGCAACGGAGAUAGGAGAGAAAGUAAAAUUAAUGAAAUACUCAGCGCAGUAACCUGGGAUUAAGAGACUUUAAACUGAGCUUGAGCAGUGGGAGAAAGAGUGGGAAGUUCAAGAAAGUUGUCCAGCUUCACAAACCUCUGGAAAGUCCUGCAAGACGCACAGCAGCAGAGCAUCUCGGUGGAAACAUCUUGUGAAGAAAACGUGUGCAGUGUGUAAAGCGGCUAAGAAAACGUUGUUAAAACGGACAUUAUGGCUCAACUGAUUUUAAAUUAUAGACAGAAGUGUUGUGUGAUGUUUUUGAAACGAACAGAGCCUUUAAUUGUGACCUAUUAAUUAAAGUCAUUUCAUUUAUUUUAUUAUGAAAAGCUAGAUGCCCCCAAACCAUUGACAAGUGUGUUUGCACAUUGAGCUUCAUUAUGUUUAUACUCAUGGUUUAUUACCAUACUGUAAAUCGAGUGUAGUGUCCAUGUUCAAGAGUUCAAGUCAAAUGACCUGAUUAUGUUCUCUGAUUCAUGAAUGUUUUUAUUUUUACACUAAAUCAUCUUUGUCGGUUUAAUAAAAGUAGGAUUGAUGUAAUAGUUCUUGUGUUAAACCAUUACUGGAAGUGAUUUGCAUGUAUGAUACACACUACAACCUGUAGCAUACGUAAAAGAGUCUAAAAAUGACUUUUUUCCUCCUCGCAAAGUUAUUUCUGUAGAAUAUUUUGGCCUUGACUUUCUCAAUUAAACUAUUCAUUUGAGCAUCAA
Molecule: messenger RNA, 2259 nt
Organism: Tachysurus vachellii
Lineage: Eukaryota; Metazoa; Chordata; Actinopteri; Siluriformes; Bagridae
Gene: cbx1b
Product: chromobox homolog 1b (HP1 beta homolog Drosophila)
Exons: 6
Coding region: 213-839 (208 amino acids)
Biological process (GO): chromatin organization; negative regulation of transcription by RNA polymerase II
Cellular component (GO): nucleus; pericentric heterochromatin
Molecular function (GO): chromatin binding
Source: RefSeq, a predicted model, not a curated record